AACUCAUUUGCCGGUUAUGCCGGUUAUUUCCCUGAUUAUAUGAUCAAUUUAUUAAGAAAAAACCCUCAAGUUGCUUUCAUUGAAAAAGAUUCUAAAGUGUUUGCAAAUGAAUUUGACAUUCAAAAUGGCUCCCCAUGGGGAUUAGCAAGAAUUUCUCACAGGGAAAGAUUGACUUUAGGUACAUUCAACAAAUAUCUUUAUGACAACGAAGGUGGUGAAGGUGUUACCGCUUAUGUUAUUGAUACUGGAGUUUCUGUCACGCACAAACAGUUUGAAGGUAGAGCCCAAUGGGGUAAAACAAUUCCAUUAAAUGAUGCUGACAUUGAUGGAAAUGGUCAUGGUACUCAUUGUGCCGGUACAAUUGGUUCUAAAGAUUACGGUGUUGCCAAAAAAGCCAAAAUUGUUGCUGUCAAAGUUCUUAAGUCUAAUGGUUCUGGUACAAUGUCUGAUGUUAUCAAAGGUGUUGAAUUCGCUGCGAACUCACACAUCGCUGAUUCCAAGGCAGGCAAGAAGGGUUUCAAGGGUUCAACUGCCAACAUGUCUCUUGGUGGUGGUAAGUCCCCUGCUUUAGACUUGGCUGUCAAUGCUUCUGUUAAAGCUGGAUUGCAUUUUGCUGUUGCAGCUGGUAACGAAAACCAAGAUGCUUGUAACACCUCUCCAGCAGCUGCAGAAAAUGCUAUUACUGUUGGUGCUUCUACUUUGGGCGAUACAAGAGCUUAUUUUUCCAACUAUGGAAAAUGUGUUGAUAUUUUUGCUCCUGGUCUUAAUGUUUUAUCUACUUAUAUUGGCAGCGAUGAAUCAACAGCCACCUUAUCUGGCACUUCUAUGGCUUCUCCACAUAUUUGCGGUUUAUUGACUUACUUCUUAUCCUUAUAUCCAGACUCUGAUUCUGGUUUCUCUGCUGCCUCAUCUAUCACUCCUGCUCAAUUGAAGAAGAAUUUGAUUUCUUAUGGCACUGAUGGCAUAUUAUCUGACAUUCCAGAUGCUGAAACACCUAAUGUACUUGCUUUCAAUGGUGCUGGUGGUAACUUGACUCAAUUCUGGUCUACUGGCUCUUCAUCAAAAGUUUCAAAUUCCGAUUUUAAAAUCACUCAAGAAUUUGAAACCAAACUUGAUUCUUUUGUUCAAAACUUGGAAAAUAAAUUGGAAGGAAAAGCAAAAGAAAUUGAACAAUUAAUUAAUGACUUA
Molecule: messenger RNA, 1188 nt
Organism: Ascoidea rubescens DSM 1968
Lineage: Eukaryota; Fungi; Ascomycota; Saccharomycetes; Ascoideales; Ascoideaceae
Gene: PRB1
Product: proteinase B
Exons: 1
Biological process (GO): proteolysis
Molecular function (GO): serine-type endopeptidase activity
Source: RefSeq, a predicted model, not a curated record